GUCAACAACUCAAAUGUGGAGGUUUGGCGGUAACCACCGAAAUGUCUGCCAGAAAGAAACUAGACCUAAAACUGUCUCAAUUAACGCUGGAGGACGUCAUUUGUCCAAUAUGUCUGUCCAUUUUAGUCGAGCCGGUGACAAUGCCAUGUUCUCAUUCAUUGUGUAUGCCGUGUUUCAAGCAACAUGUAGCGGAAACAUCUCUGGCCUGCCCCGUCUGUCGAACUAGGAUAAGUGUUUGGGUUCGCCGUAACAAUAAAUCAAACCGUUUGAUCAAUAAUCGACUGUGGCAGGUGAUCAAGGAAAAGUUUCCUGAAAAAAUUGAAGCACGUCUUCAAGGAAAAGAUGACUCGGAUGAUGAAGGCAAGUAUUUAUUCUACAAGAACCAUGUGGUGUUUUCUGUGCUAGAUAUUUGCGUUACUAAGAUUACAAAGCAUAUAAGGUUAUAG
Molecule: messenger RNA, 446 nt
Organism: Macrobrachium nipponense
Lineage: Eukaryota; Metazoa; Arthropoda; Malacostraca; Decapoda; Palaemonidae
Product: E3 ubiquitin-protein ligase rnf168-like
Exons: 2
Coding region: 42-446 (134 amino acids)
Biological process (GO): double-strand break repair
Cellular component (GO): nucleus; site of double-strand break
Molecular function (GO): nucleosome binding; metal ion binding; ubiquitin-protein transferase activity
Source: RefSeq, a predicted model, not a curated record